Molecule: messenger RNA, 1423 nt
Organism: Trichoplusia ni (cabbage looper)
Lineage: Eukaryota; Metazoa; Arthropoda; Insecta; Lepidoptera; Noctuidae
Product: DALR anticodon-binding domain-containing protein 3
Exons: 5
Coding region: 93-1337 (414 amino acids)
Biological process (GO): tRNA C3-cytosine methylation; arginyl-tRNA aminoacylation
Molecular function (GO): ATP binding; tRNA binding; arginine-tRNA ligase activity
Source: RefSeq, a predicted model, not a curated record
CAAUCUGUGAUCUGUCAGUGUCUGAAUGACAAGUGUCACACGUGUUUUAUUUAAUUUUGUGUUGUGUAUUUUUUAUCAAAAACACAAGAAUAAUGCUGGAAAGCGCCUUAGAACAGUUUAUUGAAAGCAUAUUUUUCUUUCUAACUGCAGAAAGACAAGACACAAGAAAUCUUUUAGUUAAGAAACACAAUGAAAACCUGGAAACGCACGGCGAUUUCAGUUUUCCUAGUUCGGUGAAAUCUUGGCACAAAUAUGCCAUUUGUGAUCAAGUAAAAAACAAAAAUGACGCUUUAUUAUUGGAAGUUAUAAGUAAAAGUCUAACAGACCUAAUAGAAGAUUCAAAAACAUGGAAUUUGCGAAUUAUAAAAGCAAAUGAAGAGAAUGGCCGAGUUUAUUUGUUUCUGGAAAGGCCUUUAGCGAUUCGUGUCGGCUUGUUGGAGUCUCUUCGUAAUAAUGAGAUUAUAUUAGAAAUACUCAGAGAGUGGUCACUAACAGUCGAAGUUAGUUGUGCGGAAGACAGUAAUGACUUAACCACACUUCGUGCGAAGUAUCUUUGUAAUGUGAUAAGAAAUCUAUGUGCAAUAAAUAAUGUUAAACAUCGUAUACUAGUCACAACGAAAUCUACUCGUAAGCAAGAUGGAUGUCACACAGUAUUAUGUGGGACAGUGUUAAAUUCCAAGUCUGGAGUUAAAGAAACCAACUUAACUGCAGAUGAUUAUAUUAGAUUAAGACAAGAUGAGAUGACUUUAAUAGCUCAACACAAGUACGGCGUCAGAGUAUCCACAGAUACUAAAUGGCGGGAAUUCGUGGCGCAUCUAGGAGAAUCUGCAGCAGCCUUUGAGUUGUUACAAUCAAAACCAAGUGGUGCUGUCAAAAUCAACUUUGAUUGUGCCUCUGUUGGAUCUAGUAAAGGUGCAUCAUUCAUAUUGUACAAUUGUGCCCGUCUGGAGACUAUAAUAAAGACAUACAAUGACAGAGUCAGCGAGGGAACAUAUCCGCCAUUGCCUGAUAUUGAUGUUGUGGAUUUAUCAUUGUUGACGCAAGAGGAUGAAUGGUAUUUAAUAUUCAACUACAUAUUGGGCCUGCCAUCACUUUUAAACAGCUGUGUGGAGGAGAGCACCAAAGGGAUUGAGUUCCGACCUCAUUUCAUUUGCAACUACCUCUGUUCCAUGGUCCGAGUGAUUAGCCAAUAUUAUAGGAGAGUUAGGAUAUUGGUGGAGCCCAGAAAACAUCUGCUUCCAGUAAUAUUUGCUAGAAUCCAUAUGCUGAAAAUAUUAAAUGAAACUCUCAAGACAUGUUUACAUAUUUUAAAUAUUAAAAGUGUUUCCCAAAUGUGAUUCAUAAAUCUUUUAUUACUGGAUAAUCUAAAACACAAAUUAACGUAGUAGAAAACAUUCAUUUAUGGAAAUCUAUGCUAAAUUGA